GGCUUGACCGUCAUCGAUGGGAGUCACCUGAGGGACAUUGACCUCUCGCUCCCGGAAUCCGCCGGUAACGUUAUUGGAGCGCAGCUUCUCGAGAUAGCCGAGUCCAGAGCUUCAUCAUCUCUGUUCGGCCUUUCUUUGCCUGAAAAUCUCAAGUCCUCUGCUCUGAAACGCCUUGAUGACGUGGAUUCUGCAAGUUUCUCCAGUAGGGAGCUGGAUAGGGACCAAGCUUCUUCCUUUCUCAGAGAUUACAUCACCGCGAUCGCCGAUCAACUCAAAGAGAACCCCAUUGUAAUAUCAAUUUUGGAUGGUAGAACACUAAGGCUGUUUUUGGAGGAUGAAGAUGAUUUUGCAAUGUUGGCAGAGAAUCUUUUCACUGAUUUAGAUACAGAAGAUAAGGGAAAGAUUCAAAAGAGUGAGAUACAGAAUGCUCUUGUUCAUAUGGGUGUCGAAUUGGGAAUUCCUCCAUUUUCAGGCACCUGUAUUUAU
Thlaspi arvense is the source of this 486-nucleotide messenger RNA. NCBI's taxonomy places the organism in Eukaryota, Viridiplantae, Streptophyta, Magnoliopsida, Brassicales, Brassicaceae. The record is from the annotation of a GenBank genome assembly.